Molecule: messenger RNA, 7639 nt
Organism: Ornithorhynchus anatinus (platypus)
Lineage: Eukaryota; Metazoa; Chordata; Mammalia; Monotremata; Ornithorhynchidae
Gene: ABTB3
Product: BTB domain containing 11
Exons: 19
Coding region: 291-3584 (1097 amino acids)
Cellular component (GO): nucleosome
Molecular function (GO): DNA binding; protein heterodimerization activity; structural constituent of chromatin
Source: RefSeq, a predicted model, not a curated record
CAGAACAGCUGAAGAGGCUAACUUUUGUUCGGCUCCACUUCCUGAAUAAGAGGUAGGGGGCUUAUGGAGUGGGUUGUGAAACCUUCUAAUGCCCUGAGUCUAUUUUUGAUCAAUGCAGAUUUAAGAACAUUGCUAAGCAUAGUUCACUGAAGAAUGUGAGGACCAGGCCCUGUUCAUGCCUUUCACUGAAUUUGCUUCUUCAAGAAGGGAGACUAGAGAGAGGAGUUUCUGAAGUACCUGGGAUGAGAUGACUUUGGAUAGUCCCAACAACAGCAUGAAGUGCAGCAGCGAUGGCCAGGAGAGGUAAGACGGCGCCGAGGACGCUGGAGGACCUGACGCUGGACUCCGGGUAUGGUGGCGCGGCCGACUCGGUCCGCUCGUCCAACCUGUCGCUCUGCUGCUCCGAUUCCCAGCCGGCCCACCCCUAUGGGGGGACCUGCUGGCCGCGUCUAACUGGCUCCAUGCCCAGCCGGCACAACAGCUUCGACACCGUCAACACCGUCCUGGUGGAAGACCCGGAGGGGCUGGACUGCGCGGGGCAGCACUGCCCCAGGCUGCUGCCCGACCUCGACGAGGUGCCCUGGACCCUGCAGGAGCUGGAGAGCCUGCUCCUGCGCCAGAGGGAGGCCCGGCCGGGGAAGGGGUCGUCGUCGUCGUCCUCGUCGUCGUCGUCGUCCUCGUCGUCGUCGUCGUCCGGCCCGGCCCGGGAUGGUCCUGCCGGGCUGCCCCGGGACGCCCUGGCCCGGCUGUCGCUGCUGGUCAGCCGGGCGCUGGUGCGCCUGGCCCGGGAGGCGCAGCGGCUCAGCCUGCGCUUCGCCAAGUGCACCAAGCACGAGGUGCAGAGCGCUAUGGAGAUAGUGCUGUCCUGGGGGCUGGCGGCCCGUUGCACGGCGGCCGCGCUGGCCGCCCUGUCCCUCUACAACAUGAGCGGCGCCGGCGGCGACCGCUUCGGCCGGGGCAAGUCGGCCCGCUGCGGCCUGACCUUCUCGGUGGGCCGGGUCUACCGCUGGAUGGUGGACAGCCGCGUCGCCCUGCGCAUCCACGAGCACGCCGCCAUCUACCUGACCGCCUGCUUGGAGACCCUCUUCCGCGACGUCUACGGCCGGGCGGCCGGCGCCGGGCUGCAGCAGCCGCCCCCGGGGCAGCCCUCCCCCGGGCAGCCCUCCCCCGGGCAGCCGGCCCCCGGACAGCCGCCCCCCGGGCAGCCCCGCGGACCGUCGGCCGACAAGGAGCGGGACGCGUCCGGCGGUGGGAGCCUCGGCUGCCCCCCGGCCCCCCUCCAGCCCGCCCACGACCCCCCCAGAUUCAGCCUGGAGACCCUGGAGCAGACGGUCUCCAACGAGCCGGACCUCUGGGGGCUGCUGCAGCCCUACCAGCACCUCAUCUGCGGGAAAAACGCCAGCGGAGUCCUUUGCUUGCCAGACAGCCUGAGUCUUCACCGAGACCAGCAACGGUCAAACAAACCAGGAGAAGUACAGAUGUUCAGCCAGUCAGAAUUGAGAACUAUAGAACAGUCUCUGCUCGCAACCCGGGUUGGGAGUAUCGCCGAGCUGAGUGACCUGGUGUCUCGGGCAAUGCAUCACCUCCAGCCUCUCAACUCAAAGCAAUAUGGCAACGGCACCCCCAUGCACCAUAAGCAAGGGGCAUUAUAUUGGGAACCAGAAGCCUUGUACACCCUCUGUUACUUUAUGCACUGUCCCCAGAUGGAAUGGGAAAACCCGAACGUGGAACCUUCCAAGGUCACACUGCAGACUGAGAGGCCAUUCCUGGUGCUCCCACCUCUGAUGGAAUGGAUCCGGGUAGCCGUGGCUCACGCCGGGCACCGCCGCAGCUUCUCCAUGGACAGCGACGACGUUCGGCAGGCCGCCAGGCUCCUGCUGCCAGGAGUGGAUUGUGAGCCCCGACAGCUAAAGACUGACGACUGCUUCUGUGCUUCUCGAAAACUGGACGCCGUGGCCACCGAAGCGAAGUUCAAGCAGGAUCUGGGCUUCCGAAUGCUGAACUGCGGACGGACGGAUCUAGUGAAGCAGGCCGUGUCUCUGCUGGGACCCGAUGGAAUCAACAGCAUGAGUGAACAGGGCAUGACCCCUCUGAUGUAUGCCUGUGUCCGGGGAGAUGAAGCCAUGGUCCAGAUGCUGCUGGAUGCCGGAGCGGAUCUGAACGUGGAGGUAAUCAGUACUCCUCAUAAAUAUCCAUCCGUUCAUCCUGAGACUCGCCAUUGGACAGCUCUGACAUUUGCUGUGUUGCAUGGACAUAUUCCUGUAGUCCAGCUCUUGCUGGAUGCUGGGGCCAAGGUCGAAGGCUCUUUAGAACACGGUGAGGAAAACUAUUCUGAAACCCCUUUACAACUUGCCGCUGCCGUAGGAAAUUUUGAACUGGUUAGCUUGCUGCUGGAACGAGGAGCUGACCCCAUGAUAGGAACAAUGUACAGAAAUGGAAUUUCUACAACUCCACAGGGUGACAUGAACUCUUUCAGCCAGGCCGCAGCACACGGACACAGGAAUGUGUUCCGCAAACUGCUUGCUCAGCCAGAGAAGGAGAAGAGUGAUAUCCUGUCCCUGGAGGAGAUUCUGGCUGAGGGAAGUGACUUGGCGGAGACAGCCCCAUCUCCGCUGUGUGCCAGCCGCAACAGCAAGGCAAAACUGAAAGCCCUGAAAGAGGCCAUGUAUCACAGCGCUGAACAUGGAUAUGUGGAUGUAACAAUUGACAUAAGGAGCAUAGGCGUGCCGUGGACUCUGCAUACGUGGCUCGAAUCUUUGCGAAUUUCCUUCCAGCAACACCGGAGACCUCUCAUCCAGUGCUUGUUAAAGGAGUUUAAAUCCAUCCAGGAAGAAGAGUACACAGAGGAACUUAUUACCCAGGGGCUGCCUUUGAUGUUUGAGAUAUUGAAAGCCAGCAAGAAUGAAGUGAUUAGUCAACAACUUGCAGUCAUCUUCACACACUGUUAUGGACCCUAUCCCAUCCCAAAGCUUAUUGAAAUCAAGCGCAAACAGACUUCACGUUUAGAUCCCCAUUUCCUUAACAAUAAAGAAAUGUCUGACGUUACCUUCCUGAUAGAAGGAAGACCGUUUUAUGCCCACAAAGUGCUGCUGUUUACGGCAUCUCCGAGGUUCAAAGCACUACUAUCAAACAAAACUGCAUCUGAUAGCACUUGCAUAGAGAUCAAUUAUGUGAAAUAUCCCAUCUUUCAGCUGGUUAUGCAGUACCUCUACUGUGGCGGGGCUGAGUCGCUGCUCAUCAAAAACAACGAAAUAAUGGAGCUUUUAUCUGCUGCUAAAUUUUUCCAGCUUGAAGCUCUGCAACGUCACUGUGAGAUCAUUUGCGCAAAAAGCAUCAACACAGACAACUGUGUGGACAUUUACAACCACGCCAAGUUUCUUGGAGUCACGGAACUCUCGUCAUAUUGUGAAGGCUACUUUCUCAAAAAUAUGAUGGUCCUCAUUGAAAAUGAAGCCUUUAAGCAGCUUCUGUAUGACAAGAACGGAGACGCAACAGGUCAGGAUGUACUACAGGAUUUACAGAGGACGUUGGCGACAAGAAUUCACUCCAUCCAUUUGUCAUCUUCGAAAGGCUCAGUGGUAUAAAGGAGAUAACGCCCUGAAAGGUCUCAAACAAAUUCCCUUGUUGCAUUUGCGUCUCGUGAAUAGGCAGAAUUCCACCCGGCAUCCGGUUUUGUGCUGGGCCGAGGGGCUGCGUCCAUAGCUUGGCUUCUCUUGGAUGAGUGGAUUCAUCCAGGUCCCAUAUGCAGUCUACGUCGGGAGGACUUCCUAUGUUACGUGAAUUACUGCUGCGACCUGCUUUUGAAGAUAAACCUGUGGGCAUGGAGCCGCCAAUGCCAACAGAAUCCACCCCCAUGGAUAGCAAAAAGCCCUUGAACAGCAAAGCUGGGGACCCCCGUCAAUUAUGAAAUUGACAAAUGGAUAACUUACCGGUUGUUUUGUUCUAUGUUAUCUAUUUAAGAACCAUGCUGUACCCAUCACCGAGACCAUCAUAUUGUGCAUUGAAGAACUUGGUUGUUGCAACUUGGCAAGAUCUGAUUGUGUUAGAGAAUUGAUAGGACUCUUAAGCUACUAAGGAACUAUACUGGCAAAUUUUUAGGGGUGGGAACUUUUUAAAAUGUUCAUAAUAAUGGGCAACCUUGUAGUUUAAAAUAUAUUUCUAAAGCUUGAAAGUUCAUUUUCAACAGAACUGGGUCUAAGGGUAUGCGUUUUGUUGGUCUUGUGUUUUGUUUUCUUUUCAAAAACAAAGAUCCACAGUACUUACUGGGUAAACAUACAUCUGACAAGAUUUUGCUGGAUUCUUUCAAAAGGUAGUAAAUAUUAGCUUGCCUCCGGGGUCACUUACAUAAAAGAGGCACACUGCCAAGAAUUAUCUCUGAUUGCAAUAGCUGUAAACAAUUUGCAUGCUAAUUGUGAGUUGGGGUGUAAAAACACCCACUAUGACAAAACAUGCAUUUGCAUGGGACUGUAUCUGUGAAUGUUCUGUUCGUCCUUCAUUUUGCCAAGAAAGCAAUGCAAUGUUACUUCUGCUGAAACUCCAUUUUGUGAAAUUCGCAUCUCAGUUUUUUCCCUAGUUUAAAUGAGAUUUUUCCACGGAAAUGUAUUUGUAGAUGCUGAUCUCUCUUUUUUUUUCGUUCAUCAGAAAAUACUGGAGCAUUACUCUGUUCUAGGAAGAUGUCAAUACUCUGCUACUGGCCAGAGAGUGUCAAUGCUAGCUUAUUUUUAAUUAUUAAUAUGUAAUAUAGAAUGAUCUCUCGUAUCCUGGGAAUGUACAGUAUAGAUUUUAUCUGUUGAAAGUUGACUGUCCAGUUAUUUUGCAAUGUAUUGUUAGCCAGCGUUUUAAGUGCCACAAUAUUCCUGACAUCUUGUAGUUUAUACCUUUCACUGCACCAUUGAUUUGAAGCCUAGUAAAAGGUAAGGGAAAUACUCUUCCCUUUUUUUGAAGGUGGAGUUACAUUACCCUAUUUAUUUGCUAGCGUACCUUUGGAGAAUUGUGCCCAGAUCUUACUUUUUGAAGAGCUUUAAUUUGUAGUGCAAGAUAACUUUGGUCCAUUGUUAAGAGUAUUUAUGUUUGGUGCUAUUUCUUGUUUAUGGCUUCUGGAAUGCUCAGAUCACACUCCCUCCAUUAUUUAUUAAUAUGCUCGGGAGCUACUCUACCGCGUGUGCGAGUCCUCCCUUAUGCUUGGUUGUUUGAAAGCCGAUCCGGCACCGUCAACAAAUGACACCGUUUACUAAAGUGCAAGAACAUUUAAGUUUCACAGAUGGAGCAUGACAGCCUACCCGUGAGUCCUCAGAAAACAUCCCGCCUAUUCCAUGUCCCAAAAAACACCCUCCUAAAUGUUUAGCUAAAAGCGAUGUAUUUUUCUGUGAAUAUUUAAUGUCGCAAGAGAACCGCCAGACAUCGAUCUCUGCAGCGGCAUCUCCCUGUGGGGCUUGAUAUUAGACAGUUUGGUGUGGAUUCUCCAGCAGUUCAUUUUUUACCAUGCUGCUAACACUUUGUAUUAUAAGAGCAAAAACCACCCAACAGUUCAGACGUGGGUCUCGGUAUGAAAUUGGAAAAUCCUCUGUUGCCUCCUCUCACAUCACCCUAUGGGGAGAUAAAAUACCGAGGGCACCGCGACUUCUGGGGUACAGUCGAUUGCCGAUGGGGUGUGGUGCUUCUCAUAAGCGGACGACUGGUUUGAAAUGCAUUUUUUGUGGGUUUAGGGGAAUGCUGUCCUUGGGUGGGUCCUUAGGACGGUCCAUUCCGUGGGUCUGCUUACUGUCAUCGGAGACCGGCAUUCCGCUCUCCCGCCUGCCCGCAGUUAGUGCGAUUGGCCACGUCGUCUGGUAGAGUGUUCUGGGCUAUGGAGUGGCUGCCAGGAGGCACGUUGCAGUUUGUGUUUGGGCAAUGAGAGGAAGGGCUAGGAUGGAUGGGAGGAUAUGCUGCCAUCAGCUACCAAUCAGUUGUCCAGCCCCCAUGGUUCUGGGGUGGUCUAAGGCUGAGAGCAGAUAAACUCAGGUGUUGCUCAGCACAGCGUUCCCCUGCCGUGAUCCUCAUCAGAUACAUCUCUCUCUGGCCACUGGGGAAACAUAGCCACCUCUCCACAUUGAGCUUUCCCGGUUUAUCUUCGAAGGCUGUUGAAUCUCGAACAGCAAGGAGGAUCUAACAGUGUAGACGCCCGAGGAGUUGCCCAUUCGGAGGACGCCCAUCACACGGAGUCCAGCUUGUCACGAUGAGUGAGGUGGAACAUGGGACUGGGGCGAACACUGGGCCCCUUCCUGAGAUCGAAACUGCUCCCAAAGGAAAGCUUCCGAUACGCUGCUACGCAGGAGCCUGUUGCUUUUGGGGAGGCGACUAAUGGAUCCAGGCGUCUGGUCCGAAGACAAUUUACGGCCGGUCGCUGGGAGGUGGGACAGGGCCAGGGUCUCUCCUGAGCCUCCUUCUCCACUUUGAAGAUCCACACAUCUGUACUAGACUCUCCCCCACAAUCAGUAAAACUGUACUUGUGGAUGAAUUUGAUUUUCUACCUGUUCGGUCUUGAGUAGUGUCUUGCCAUCUAAUGCCUUUUACGGGGACCAAAGCCAAAAGUGAUGGCCUGUGUGGAUUUUUUCUCCAGUGCUAUGUUUACUAGAAAUUGCAUUGUGCUCAAAUCAAAGGUUUUGUGGGGCAGGAAGUGUCUUGUUACUGGUAGAGUUUCCAGUUCAUUUCCUCUUCACUGCUAAUAAUUAUAAUUAAUAAUAAGUAUGGUAUUUGUUCAGCGCUUACUGCGUGUCAAGCACUGGUCUAAGCGCUGUCCAAGGAUUGGCCUUUAGAGACAAUCAGCAAACCUGCUCUUAAAGGUGACGUGGGGUUUCUCUGUCUGUCACCUUACGGUGGAGUCUAAGGUCUGUGGUGAAAGUGAGAGAUCCUGUCGCGUAGGAGAGAUGUCAGGUGGAAUAGAGAGCAUGAACAGGUUUUACAAAGGUAAGACCUUCCUCACUUCCAGAAACUCUUCCUACUUUUCUCCCUUUCUGUCUUAAAAGCCUGAGGAACUGUCAGUUUCCCUACAUCCUUGCAUGUCACCCAUCAUAUCGCAUGCUGUGUGCAAUUCCUAAUCAUUAGUUCCACAGGCCAUCUUAUUACGAGGUGUUCUGUUAAAGGAGAAAUCUCUAAGUUUAGCUCUCAAUUCAAAAAGACAAUCAUCUCGUUUGACUAGGCAAAUAAAAUAGGCACCUGAGCACAUCGGACAUCCUUAGAAUGCUUAUUUUCAGAUUAACUUUCAAAUGGCUCCUAGAUUUUAUAUCUGUAUAUAAAUAUAAAGAUAUUACUCUCUACGCAUAUAUACGUACUGUACAUAGAUCUUUGGUUUUGAGAAUAAUAUAUCAAAUCACGGCACUACCAGCUACAGUUCCAUCAUGCUUGUAAGAAAAUAAAUGGUUUUCACAUCUGAGCAUGUUAGGUAUUGCGAAGCUGAGACGGUUUAUCUGUUUAUUCUGUUACUUCAAGAACUGAUCGACUUGCGAUCGCGUCUCAUGAAAAUCAUGCAUGACUUACUCCUUCCGUGGCUAUAUAUCAAAAGGAGAAACUAUAUAGAGUCAGAUUAUCCUUUCUGUAUUGAUGUUGUGGCCAAUAGGCCAUUGCUCUUAACUGUUAUAAAUGAUGUGAUUUUUUUCUUUGA